CUCAAUUUCUCUAGAAGUGAGAGAAAAUCAUCUAGAGGCAUGCUGUAAAACACAUCAACAGAGACUCCAUCAUGCAAGACAGAGAUUGUUACAGCUGACAUUGAAAGUCUUCAUGAUGGUAGAUCUAUUACAGGGUCUGACACAUGUACUGCAGUAUUGUCAGUACACUGUUCGCUUUUCUCUCAUCCUAUUCACCAAUGUGUAUGCUAUAUCAUCCUACUGUGUAUGGUUGCUGCUGCUGUGGCCAGUCCGUGUUCUUCAACCAUCUUUGUAUUGGAAGCUUGAAAGUGUUCUCUUCAAGGGACUCCUGGCCAUGGUCACAACAUGGUUCUUCACAGCUGGAUACAGAAUUGUAGAGAGUGGAGAUGAGCUCAGUGUACUAUAUGACAAGGAAGCAUUACUCCUGGCGAACCACCAGUCUACAGGAGAUGUACCAUCCCUAAUGGCAUCACUACAUGGCAGGCACAGAGUUGGUGGAACACUCAUGUGGAUUAUGGAUGAAAUGUUCCGCUUUACUCACUUUGGAGCAGCAUCUACUUUGAGGAAAGACUUUUUCAUCCGACAGGGUAAAGCUGUCAGGGAACAACAGCUGCUGAAUCUCCAUGCUCACCUCGUAUCUGACUAUGUAGCUCUUGACAGAAAGUGGAUUGUACUAUUUCCUGAGGGUGGAUUCUUAUACAAGCUGAAGGAGUCGAAUAAGAAAUAUGCAGAGAAAAACAACUAUCCUGUUUGGAAUCACAUCACAUUACCUAGAGUUGGAGCUGUAAAAGUUGUUCUUGAAUCAUUAGCCGAUGGGUUGUCUUCACCCUUUGAUACAGGAGAGUCAUCAGUGAAAAUAUCAGAGGAGAUGUCAAAAAUGCAGAAGUUGAUGACUGAAGCACGACACACAACAUGCCGUGAUACCAGUCCACUUGGCUUUCAGUCAGAUGAAGAUAUGUUCCAUGGCUCCCUGUUACAGUGGAUUAUUGAUGUAACCAUAGUUUAUCCUAAGGAUAACCCACUGACUCUGGUGAACAUAGGGGCAGGAUCAUGGUCAGCCUGUGAUGUGCUCCUCCAUUUUAGAGCUUACCCUGUCUCAGAUGUACCCAGAGAUGAAGAGGGGAUGAAACAGUGGCUUUUCAAGAGGUUUGCUGAGAAGGAAAUAAUGAUGGAAGAAUACUACAGCCAUGGAACACCACUCAGUCAAACCGAUGAUCAGAAACGCCUUUUAGCUCGCAGAAAAGAUGGAGCCUGUCAUUUUGAUGGAUUACAUGUUGUUUUUUUCAAUUUGUUUUAUCUAAUUUCAUUCUAUUGUCAAUGUCUUUUAAUUUGGAAACCAAUUUUCGUUUGUAUCUCACAAGCAUUUACACACUGAAUUUGUACUAUAUUGUAUUGUAAAAGGACUGCUGUUAUUUACUGAAAUGUUGCAACUGAUGUUAUCACAAAAAGCAAGGAAUAUUAACUCACCUGCGUAGGAGUUCCCACUGAUCAUUUUUAAUUGACUUCAAAUAACUGUGACAUUGACAGUCAACUCUUUCAUUUCUCAGCUAAACAUGAACUAGACCAAAUGCAUGUUCAUAAUACAGAUAUGUGAUUUAAAAGUUAUCAAGACCUGUUAGAGGUGACUGAUCAUAUUUUCUUCAGCCAGUAACUUCAAUAAAUGUGAUUGUAUUCAAUCCCAAGAUAUCUUCCCUGCAGGACCAAUAUCAUUGAAACUGUCCCUGCUUGUUGCCUUCAGUAACAACUUAAUUUGUUCAAAGGCUUCAAAUCCCACUUUACAAAAUGGCUGCAGUGGUAGCCAUAAUGUGAAACUCAUUUGUGACAUUUAUAUAACUCACAUGUUGCUCACCUUGACAUUGUUAAAUAUUUUUUCUUGUUCAACAUGUCCUUAUCUACAACAAUUAACAUUUUCAAACCUAUCCUAUCUUGUGUAUUGUACUCUCUCUCACGAGGGAAAUGAAACAUUGUCAAAAACAGUGAAAAACAUGAGUGUUGAAACACACCAGCACCAUGUUUGAUUCAAUCCGGAAGAAGUGUUGCUCGCCGUCUUAAGGCGUCUCCCUCUGUCCUUCACAGACUGAAGGACAGGUUCAAGGCCAGUGUACCCAUGAAGGUCCGGGUUAGAAUAUUGAUCUGCAGUAACCCAUGCUUGUCGUAAGAGGUGACUAACGGGAUCAGGUGGUCAGGCUCGCUGACUUGGUUGACACAUGUCAUCGGUUCCCAAUUACGCAGAUCGAUGUGGAUGCUGUUGAUCACUGGAUUGUCUGGUCCAGACUCGAUUAUUUACAGAUCAAUGACAUAUGGCUGGAAUAUGGCCAUAUGUCCCUUCAGAACCGAUUCACACCUGCCAUUGCCUAGUUGCCACAAGCUCCAUAGGACGUCUGUCUUCCACAUGCACUAGGCUGUUGUGUUUGGGCGUUUGAAUCAAACAUGGUGCUGGUGUGUUUCAACACCCAUGUUUUUUGCUGUUUUGACAAUGUUUCAUUUCACUCAAACUCAACAAAUAUUGAUUCAGUUGCGUCACUGCAUGUUCUAACAUGUCGUUUAAAGUGUCCAUUAAGCACAUAAAAAGUUGUCUAAGUGUACCUUAGAGUAUAAAUCACCUCACCACGUUUAAGUUUAUAUAUGACUAUCAAAUUUUAGGGUGUUCCCCUACUUUUUGUUUGUAGUAUAAUUUGGAAUGUAACUUAAGAUGUCAAAUGUAAAGUGAAUUGCAGUUCAUAAGAACCCAAAACUGUCUAUAAUGUUUCAUUCAGAAAGCUAUCGUUUACACCCGUGCAUAAAAUAAGCAACACCCUGUAUUUUUACCAAUCAACUUUGUCUGAAAUGAAAUUCUAAACUUUUUCCAAA
Messenger RNA from Haliotis rubra (blacklip abalone), 2829 nucleotides. Its product is annotated as acyl-CoA:lysophosphatidylglycerol acyltransferase 1-like. Lineage: Eukaryota; Metazoa; Mollusca; Gastropoda; Lepetellida; Haliotidae. Gene Ontology annotation, molecular function: acyltransferase activity. The transcript is spliced from 7 exons. Gene Ontology annotation, cellular component: endomembrane system. The coding region runs from base 113 to 1354 and encodes 413 amino acids. The record is from RefSeq and is a predicted model, not a curated record.